Messenger RNA from Linum trigynum, 2353 nucleotides. Lineage: Eukaryota; Viridiplantae; Streptophyta; Magnoliopsida; Malpighiales; Linaceae. The record is from the annotation of a GenBank genome assembly.
GAAAUGAGAUUUUCUUAUAAAGUAACCACGAAGUCUCCUCACUCGUUUUGCAUCACGAAAACAAUACUUAUACAUGGAAUCCAUGUUAGGACAGGCAUCCUUCAACUAACGAGGAAGACCAAUAUUCUAGGUUCCUUUUUUAUCAUUGUUAAUAUGCUAAUUCUUUGUGAUGUGAUAUUAAAUGCCAAAUUUCAGAACGCUGAUAAACAUAAUACUAUUCGAGAAUCGCCAUUAAUAGCAUUUUUAAUAUCAAUCAUGGACCAAUUACCAUUUAACCUUUUGCUUUUGGCGAAUAUUCGAUCUCGCCUAUUUAGGAGCAUUCAAAUGUCUGGUUCAUCUCAGAAAAAAACGAUGCUUGUGUCUUUUGUGAACCUAGAUUUCGGGGACACAACCACCGCCAGUAGUUCUCCCACUCGCUUUCUCCUUUGAAUGCAAUUUUUCCAUUUGUCCGAGCAACUUUCUGCUUGAGACUGGGGUUUAAAUUCGCAGCCCAAAAGGGUAGCUACAGACAGAGAGAAAGCAGUGCUGAACAAGCCAAGAAGCUCUGUCUCUCUGUUACCAUUGCGUUGUGUAUGCAACAAAGUUCUGAGCUUUUGAUCUGUGGUAGUGGAGAAGAGCUGCACAAUACAGAAAAAAACUAAAUGGGUAUGGCCAAUCAAGAGGCGAUCCAGCAGUUUCAGGCUCUGAUGGACAAAGUGGAUCAGCCGCUGAAGAAUAGUUUCAAGAAGGUGCACCAGGGAUUUGUAACUGAAACUUUGACAAGAUUUCUUAAAGCGCGGGACUGGAAUGUUGCCAAGGCACAUAAAAUGUUGGUUGAUUGUUUGCAGUGGAGGGUACAGAAUGAGAUUGACACCAUUUUGGCGAAACCGAUUGUUCCUACAGAAUUGUAUAGAUCAGUUCGGGAUACUCAGCUUGUAGGAUUAUCAGGUUACACGAGGGAGGGUCUUCCUGUUGUUGCUGUUGGUGUGGGGCAGAGCACAUAUGACAAAGCUUCUGUACAUUACUAUGUGCAGUCCCACAUCCAAAUGAAUGAAUACCGCGAUUGUGUAGUAUUGCCUAAUGCAACCAAGAAGUGUGGAAAGCAUAUUAGCACAUGUAUUAAGAUCUUAGAUAUGACUGGUCUAAGGCUUUCAGCUCUAAAUCAAAUAAAGUUAUUAACUGCAAUAUCUACCAUUGACGACUUAAACUAUCCAGAGAAGACAGACACAUAUUACGUUGUCAACGUCCCAUACAUCUUUUCUGCCUGUUGGAAGGUUGUGAAGCCUUUAUUACAAGAGAGGACAAGGAAGAAGAUUCAGGUGCUACAAGGUUCUGGGAAGGACGAAUUGUUAAAGAUAAUGGAUUAUUCCUCACUCCCUCAUUUCUGUAGACAAGGGGCCUCUGGUUCGUCUCGUGUUGUUGCUGCUGCAAAUGGAACCACCACCACAAACUGCUUCUCGUUAGAUCAUGCCUCCCAUCAGCAGCUGUACAACUACGUUAAGCAGCAAGCUGAGCUGGACGAAUCUGAUUCACCACCUCUCAAACAAGGCUCGGUCCAUGUAAGUUACCCCGAGCCUGACCCUGAAGAUGCCAAGAUCGUGAAGACGAUAGAGUCCGAGCUCCACAAGCUAGGUGAUUAUAAUGGCCUCAACAAUUCAUUCAGCAGAGUCCGGGUCAAUGGCAUGUGAAAAAAGCUGACACAAGGAAGGAAUGAAUGAACAUUUAGGGAUGCGGUUUAGUUACUGAUUUCGCACCAAAACGGAAGUACGAGAGUGAGAGAUCCAGGCCUCUGCAAAACUUGAGAAAGAUGGGGAAAGUUGUGAACUUUGUACUAAUUAAGGUUAUUGACGGUAUAGCUUUUCAAUUUGAUGCAUCAGCUCGAUGCACAUCUUGCAGAGUAAGUUGAGGGGCUAAGUCACCUGCAUAGGAGAUUGACAAGAAACAUCUCAGGGUGAAAUGAUCUUUGUCAUAUCCCUCUUUACUUUUAAUUAACCCUUCAGUUGGGACCUUAUAUACAAGGAACUACUUGCUUCAGAAGAGCUUUACUCAUUUUGGCACCUUGUUUUGUAGCCAAUAGCAAAAGACUAUUAGAUUUAGGGGAUGUUUUUGUGCCUAAUCAUGGAUCAGGAUGGUGCUGAAGUUAACAAAGCUGUGAUCGAUUACAAAUCAAAGUUUCCAGUACGUGCUGUCAUGUCCAUAACAUAAGGGGCCUUGGUAGAAGACCACUAAUCAAUCAUGGGUGAAGAUUUGGAUUACACGAAACAAAUCAGAGAGAAUCGAUGUUCAGAUUUGGAAGAACUACUUCUGUUUCAAGUUUCAUGGUUUCUCUUAAAAAUAAACAAAAAAGUACACCAAAUGAAGACUGAAUUAGACC